AUGUUUACAUUAUGGCCUGAAGGAAUAAAACACGAUAAUGUUCUUAUUUUUGUAUUUGAUGCUGCCCCAUAUAUGGUGAAAGCAGGAAGAUCUAUUUGCACUCUGUAUUCAAAGAUGGUGCACGUGACCUGUGUGGCGCAUGCAAUUCAUAGAGUUGUGGAAGAAAUAAGUUCAAACUUGCAAGAUGUCAAUAAACUUAUAAGUUGCUUAAAAAAAACAUUUUUAAAAUCACCAUAUCGUACACAAAUGUUUAAAACUCUUGCUCCAGGAAUUCGAUUGCAACCUGAACCCGUAAUCACUCAAUGGGGAACCUGUCUAAAUGCUGUAAAUUACUAUUGUGAGCAUUUUUCUUAUGUAAAAAAAGUUGUAAUUGAAUUAAACCGUGAUGAUUUGACUACUACAAAAAAAACCAAAGGAACUUAUGUCUAA
Cinara cedri is the source of this 429-nucleotide messenger RNA. The record is from the annotation of a GenBank genome assembly. NCBI's taxonomy places the organism in Eukaryota, Metazoa, Arthropoda, Insecta, Hemiptera, Aphididae.